Spirometra erinaceieuropaei is the source of this 11734-nucleotide messenger RNA. Lineage: Eukaryota; Metazoa; Platyhelminthes; Cestoda; Diphyllobothriidea; Diphyllobothriidae. The record is from the annotation of a GenBank genome assembly.
AUGGUUGAAACCAUUCUUGAUUCUCCGCUACCGGCCUCCAAGCCUCAACUGCAACGCUUCCUCGACAUGAUCAACCUCUAUCUCCGGUUCCUACCAAACUGCGCUGACCUCAUACUGCCGCCCACCAACAUGCUUUCUCAACCCAAGGGUCCCCACGUGUCUACUGGUGACUCGUUGACUGUUAUUAAAAGUAUCAAAGCUUCUCUGACUGACGCUACCUCGCUCACACAUCCCACAGCCGAGGCACCUUUGUCGCUAUUGGUAGGCACUUUGACCUUAGCCGUUCGCGCAGUCUUGCUGGCUCGAUCCAGCCAUUGCUCUUCAUCUCCAAGAAAUGCUUGCCACCUGAGAUGCGUUACAUUAUCUUUGGCCGUGAACUACUUCUCACCUACUUGUCUGAGAAGCAUUUCCGACACUUUUUGGAGGUCAUGACGUCGUCAUUUCCACGGACCGUGAGCCCCUUGCACUUGUCCUUCAGUCUCGCCCUGAUAAAUGUAAUCCGAGAGGGUUCACCUACCAGGACAACGUCUUGCAAUCCUCCACCAAAAUCUGCCAUAUUGGUGGCUCGAAGAAUGCGGCGACUUACGUACUACCCAGGCCUUCCAUCUCCGCGCUUCAGUUCUUACAUAGGCUCAACCUGCUGCCAUACCGGCCGAGCCCCUAUGAGUAGGAUGUCAUGACAACAGGCUAGUUAGUGGUCUCGAGUCAGCAGGCGUUCCUCUAACCACAGGUGCUGGCAAGACACCUUGUGAGGUCUGGGCUCCUGCCCAUUUCACCUUUGUGCCCGCCUCGGUGUAUCGAGCUGUAUUUCAAUCACUUUAUAUGCUCUCACAUCCUGGGACCGAAGCCUCACAAAAUGCUCCUCACAGAAAGGUUCGCUGGGUUUGUCAUGAAGAAGGACGUGAAUGCUCGGUGCCUUCGUGUCUCAGUUGCCAGCGGAUCAAGGUUCAGCGCCACAACAAGUCUCCUCCCGGCACCUUCCUCAGCAACGGCACACGGCUCAGUCCUGUUCACCUGGAUGUCGUAGGCCACUUGCCUUCAUCGAAUGGCUACACUCGCCUCCUUACCUGUGUCGAUCAGUAGGCCCACUGGAUCGAAGUAAUUCGUCUGUCGAAUGCGGAGAAUGAUAUCAUCGUCAAGGCUCUCGUCAGUCGCCGCGUCACCAUUUCUAGCGGAUGCCAGUUAAGGGUCGUGCGUAUCAAUAAUCACGACCAAGAGAAUCGUGGAGCGACCUGACUCGCCUGUACUGUGUACUCCCGAACUGAACACUCCUAUGGCCCUUUCAGGUUGUUAGACAAUGCUUGAAUCACGGACAGAGACAAGACUUGAGGGACAGCAAUGAGGUCAAACCAAAAAUCCUAUCUUCACUUGAUAUCGCAGUUGCUUUUGCGAGUCCUCUAAUAUACGCAAUAUGACAGUCGCCCUCCUGGUGUAGGCGAACCAAGCACUGCUUGUGCGAGAACCAGCUAAUGACCGGUUGACGUACGCAUGAACUGGAGAGCACUUGACUACGCUUUGCAUCGUCCGUGUUUUCUCUCCAGCGUAAUAAAUGAACAUCCUACCUGCGGCCGCUCUAACUGUUUGAAAAUGUUCAUUUCUGCAAUCAGCCGAUUUCUACUGACAACUGAAGUGGUGGGACUGGGACAGGUGACUCAGCGAAAAGCACCCUGUAGAUCGCUUUAGGCUUGACUCUCGACAAGCGAAUGAUAAGAGAGGGUCGAGUUUUGAUGAAUACCACCGGUUAUUCAUCAAUGACACGUGGUUUCGACAUUAGCUCCUGCAGUUACUGAAAUGGUAUCCCAACGGUCGUCCAGCAGCUAACCAUUUUGACCAUAUUUUAAUCCGUUCAGGGUCUGGUUGCUUGGUUCUUGGUAGUGGAUCGAUGAGGGGCGCUGAAACUUGCAACUACUAUGCGUCAGGUCAUGUUCUCGUUUGCAAGCGCAAGAAAGUCCACAUGCCGACGUUUAGGUGUCGCAGAAUUGCAAUACCCUAAUGCAGGGAGAGCUUAGAAUACGGGAAUCCAGUCUCCCUUUGUAGAACUCGUCGAAGAGCUAAAAGAGCGAUUGGCUAUUGUCGAUGCACUCGGUCAGUGGGGUAGAACAAGAAAGACUUAAAUCGGCUUAGCGACGCCACAGUUAUUGGGUCGGCAGCAGAACUUUACCGUCAUCUGCCCAGAGAGAACUGACCGAUAAUCGCAACGAAGAUUCACUCCACCACCUCUGGAGAGCGACGGACAGACCGUCUAACUAUGACCCCAAACUACGCUGCUAAUUUGACGGCCUCUGCAAGGUGUUUCGAAACUCUUUGUGACACACGAAAACACUAGCGACUUAUUCGUAAAAUUACCUGCAGUUGAUUUGCGGCUUUAAGGAUUGUGUGUAUCUGCUAGGUCAUGAUUCAUCAAACCAUGGUCUUUGCAGUCUGGUGUGUGCUGACAUGUUUGGAAUCAUCUGCUGGGGCGACAAAAAACGACAACGUUGCUGGACACGUCUGGACUUUGAGCGAAAAUUACAAAAUCGCGUGUAGCUACGCGAAGUCCUGAGACUGGUUAUCGAUUAAGCCUUGUCGGUGCGUAAGUAGACUGGCGGGCCAACAGCAAAGAAUUUCCGGACCUUUGGCGAUCCGAUACUUACUGGAUCGAUCGGAAGUCAACCUAUGAGGGCCCUAGGAAUCCGUAUCACAUGCGACCCUUGUCAAUGGCGUAAAUGAAUUUAGUGGCUUGGAUGUGGGGGGGGGGGUGAUGGGGUGCGAGCGUGUUGUUCAUAGAACUGAAUACCAAAUGCGUAGGGGAAGUUCUGACUGGGAAAUACAGGCAUAUUUAUAAAUCCCUAGUAGGCUAUACUCACAGGCACAUUUUUUGCUACACACCGACUUAAUCCAAUAUCUGCCGCGGUGACCCCGAACGCGCAGUGUGUGCCGACACGUCCUGUUAUCCUGUUCCCUGUCUCAUUUUCUCCCUCAUACUUGCGUAGUCAUGUGGCGAGUGCACAUGCAUUCUUGUAAGCGGUCAAAGCUAAAUCGGUUCGUAUCCCUAAUGAAUAAAGUCGUGACCCAUAGGAGAAUUUGGAAGCCGCCUGAAAUAUUUAAUCAGCCUUGUCUAGGGCUGCACUGUUUACCCUUUCGCUAGAAAGUUAUCCUACAACUGCUGGCAAAACAAACCAGCAACAUGUUGCCCUUGCUUGUGGAUGUAAAAGAGUCUUUGAAACAAACUAUAGGACAACUGUCACGGUAACGAUAUAUUGAAGGCCCCCAAGUACCUAGGACGUACAAAAGCACGAUUACUAUACGUGUUUAAGUAGGCCAUGUUUUAUUCAAUACUCUCCUACCAUGACAAAGAGAUAUCAGCAUGAAAAGCAUCAGAAAGCUGAGGGAUGUGAAUUCAAGUUCGGAAUGUUGACUCUGGUGGACAGAGCACUGUCAGACGUUCAGUGUCAGGAUCUUAGAGCUUUCGCAUACUUUAGCAUUCACUACUAAUGGCCUGAGUAUUCCGACCCACACCAUAGGUUUAGGUUUGCGGAGUCUUGGCGCACACAGAACCGUAAUAUGCUAUUCGAUCAUUUGAUUUUUUUAGGAUUUUUGAGAUGUUUAAGAAAAUACGGGUCUUCAAUAACCACGCAGGUUACUUCUGUGGUUGCUGCUCUAGAGUUCUGUCUCAGUAGGACCGAGAUGCAAGACAGCAAUGAUAUUCGAACUUAUUCAGUGAGGAAUCAUGGUCACCAUGUUGCACAAUUCUGAAGCGCUGGGCCGAUGUACUACGGUCAUCAGGCUUUACGGUCGUUGUGCCAGACCUCAUCGCUCCUUUGUCUGGUAGCUCUGCUGUUACCUGACUGGAACUGUUUAUUCGUCAAGUACAGUGGAUGUGAUAACUCACGAAAUGCCAUGAGUUUCAAAAGAGAAUUCCUAUAACACACAAUCCGCUCAUGCAAUUUCAUCCAAGGUCUAAGAGCAGUAAAGAAACUACCCUACUUAAAGAGAGGACAUAGUUGGGUUUAUAAAUUAAUAUUUGCAAAGAUAGAGAUAAUUAUUUUCCACUGAAAGAUAGAAUUUUAGAAAAUGGCUGCAUUACAAAUCAUUUAAAUAAAGCCAACUAUAACGAUUCAUAAGGAAAAGGGAGGAAAAGAAUGCCUAAAAAUCGUGAAAAAAAUAACGAAAAUAAAAAUCAACAUGUUGCUGACUUUCCAUCUGCAUAUAGCGCAGCAGAAAAUCUAUUAGCCAUAGACAUGGCUAGGCUGUCUAUAGUGAGUUGUUCAAUUAGCACAGCAUCAGGCUUUUCAUGCAUUUAAAGAUUCUUUUUUGCCAUAUGUCAAUCUAUUUUCAUUAAAUUAAGAUCUAGGCCGUUGACAGGACUAAAAAUCGACUGGAGGGCGUGCUCGGGAGGCUGGCUGUUGUCUGAAAUGUUAAGUUAUAGUCUUAAAUGUUACCAGGUUCCUAGCUUUUUAGAGCUUUGAACAGAGGCAUUAUCCUGUACAAGUAUAGCAUUCAUUCAGCGUCGGUGGGUGUCUUUGUAGCCAAACUUAUAAUCCACAAUAACCUUGUCCUUGAUGGUACCCGUAGUCAACUGUUGGACUGGCUCCAUCGACUGUCGAUAGUUCUUGAAGUUUGUUGUCGAUGCAGUAUGCUCUACUAAAAAUUUCUUUCCACAUAUGACUAUCUGGGUCGACUUCGUAGGCUUAUCUAAAAGUACGACCUCAUCGCAGAGGCAAAUGCUCAUCCAAAAUGAGAGCCUGUAAUCAAUCAACUGUACGUUCUCCUGACUGUUUCUGGAUCGUAUGAUGAGCGUUCAUUUUCCUUCAUGAUAAACUCACUGUACCGCAAAAUUAUCCCAAAGCUUGAGCCUUAUAAUAUCACUGUCGAGUGGUGUUCACCUAAGUAUCUUGAUUGGAGGACAGAGGUGAGCAUCUCCGUUUUCCCCUCGAGCUCCAGCAAUGGAGUCUUUGCAGGCGGCCGCAUGGCGACGAGUAAUCAGUAUCGGAGAAGCACUACCGACAAAGACAACAAAGCUAGUGAUGUCCAUGACACAUUUGUGUCACGUGCCAUCCACAUCCCUGUCCCAGGUGGAAGUUACAAUUGCAACCCGAGUUGGUUGGUCAUCGGCGAACAUCUCCACCGUGAGCUUUCGAAUAUUUCCGAUUGAACUGGCAGGUCAUGGGUCCAUAGCUUGAUUUUAACUAGGCUUGUUUACAAGUUGAUCCGAAUUUAAGUCUUGUUGGUGAAGACAAACAAGCGAAAAUGGUAAUAUUUCUUGAUUUGAAUUGUCACCCAUCUCCUGCAUCCAUGUAUUCUUUAUUCGUGUAUAGGCGGUCCAAAGUGAGCUGCAUUUGGCAGUUAUUCUUGCAUGUUCGUUUUUAAAAUGGUCUUUUAGAGGAGUUAAUGGGCCCACAUAUAAAGCGAAUCACAAAGUAUCCGCGGCCCUCUGAUCGUACGGGAAGCGCUGACGAAGACAGUGAGGCGCCUAGUGAGGAGAAUAUCCGUCGUGUGCUGGCGUUUCGGCUAGAUCGCAGUUGGUAGCCAGGAAUGGGGAAGCGGACGACGACCUUAACUCUAAUCCUAAACUUAACCCUAACUCUAACCUCAACCUUAAACGGUAACCCUAACGGCAAUCCCAAACCCUAAACCUAACGAAAAUCGUAAACGUAACCGUAUCCCUUAGACAAAACCGUAACUGAAAAACCUAACCGUAACCCAAAAACCUAAGCCUAAAGACUUAACCCUAACCCGAAAAUCCGAAACCAUUAACGGGUACCCUAAUCCUAAUCUCAAACGUAAAACGGAAGCCAAAUGGUUCAGAUGUGAUUAUGGAUUCCCUCAAAAUAGCAUCAAUAAACGAACCCCUCCCCCUCCCACCUGAAAUACGGAUCCCGGCUACCAACUGCGAUCUAGCCGGCGUUUCUUGCGGGCAUAGCACGUCCGCGCAACACGGGGGACAGUUCAGAUCCUUCUUCUGGUGAACCACAACAGCACGUAAAGCACGGCUACCUCAGUCUCAUUUGUCCCGGUUGGUACCCCCUUCUCUAAUGAUAAACAUUACUAAGGUGGCAGCUUCUACUCGAACGUUAUUUACGUAGGUAGCUGGAGGGAUGUUCAUCCAAAGGGCAGCAUUCUAUCAUGCUAAAAUUGAUAUGAAAUCAAGUUCGCUGCUAAUUGCGUUUGACACCCCUUUGAAGAAAUAUAUUCCAUUCAAAAGUUUACUGAGAAAUUUUGGUCAAUGAUUCCUAAGUUUUGACACAUGUUCACUAUGUCAGAGAUUGGACGAACACAGGUAUGUACAUACUUUGAUGCGUUUUUAUACUAGCUGCAUUUGCAAUAUAAUACAGUGGAAGUGAAAGUGACGAUUUGUACCCUCGAGCCAGUCUAGGAAACGAAGAAAUACGAGCAUAAAACUUGUACCUAAAAUAAGAUGCGAAGUUUGGUAUAAAUAGUUAGACUACUUACGUAAGGUAAUAUUCCGGACUGGUAUGUAGGUUACCGUAGGCCUAAGGGAUUUGCGUAGUACUUGAUUUUGUUGGAAACCAAGCGCUUACUAUCUAGUAGAUACCACUAAUAUCUUUAUUAAUAUAAUAAUACGAUUCCCACCUCAAGAUCGCUCUUCAUCGUAGGAGGGAUUACACGUUUUCAAGCCGUAAAUGUUUUCAAAAAGUUGUUACGAACAUCCACAAGAUGGAGUUUUGUCCAACCUUGUUGCAACCCCAAUUACAACCUCUCUUUUCGGCGGUAUAAAGUAAUUCAUUGGUAUUUUGACUGGGCAGGAAAUAUGAUAAGGAGGGCCUGAUUAAAACUCAAAUAAUCCCUGAAGCAACUUUGUGUGCUGCAUGUUCGAAAAUUUGACUAGUCUUCGUUGUCAUAUAUAUACCCGAUCGAAACCGACAAGACAAUGAGCCUGUGGCUCAGUGUUUAGGCGCGUUGGAAUUCUAACCUACAGGUGGCGGGAUUGAGUCCCGGGUGUUUCACAACUCAGCACUGGGUAUGACUGGCUGAUGACGGCUAACAAGUCAGAAAUGGUCAGCCCAGUCUUCCUUAUCUUUAUCGGUGAUAUUAUUCUGCCUUUAUUUCGCGCCGGUUGGGGACGAGACUGAGCCCCAAGGCACAACGGGGUGAGUGAGUUCCGUAACACGACCGGUGAACGCCCUUCUAUCAUCUUUUCGGUCCUUUUGAGGGCCUACGUAAUGCGACAAGACGUCUGUCUAUCUGUCUGUACUUGCCAACCAAUCGGAAUGCCCAAUACGCACAGGCGUUUCUUUUCACCGGUGGAAUAAACGCGCUUGAUGCGACUGCUGUUGGUGAAAACCGUGAUCAUACUGUUCGCGAAAUCGUCUGUCAGAAUACACCCUCACAAGGAAUUACAGGGCCUUCCCGUAGGGUGCUCAUAACAAAUCCCAUUCUUGUUCUUGAUAGCAAUGACAAGUAUGAACACACUAAUCUCCGCCACAGUAGAGAGUUUAUGCGAUGACGGAAUCUUCUUCUUUUCACCACCGGUCAAUGCUCAUGGAAACAACAUUUAUCGGCACACCACAGACCAGCACCUCAGCUAAGGUCGGCACCAACUACUUGUCCUGACUGUGUCUCCGCUUGCAUAUGUCUCCCUAAGCAUUGCGCUUACAGGUUCACAGCUAACCUAACGUUGCCUUCGACUGCUGUAAAUUUCGAAUGGCUAAAAUGAAACUCGGUUGGACUAGUGAAAUGCUCUUUCCGUUUUGUCUUCCAAUGAUAUUACAAGAAUUCUGACAGUUGGUAGCCCUUUUUCGGAAACUACUGCUCGACGAUCCAACUAACAAUGUGUACAAGGUCGGUGUCUUUGUUACUUCUUUGUUGGAGCUGGAAAUAUUGAUAUUUUGGACUUGGAGAAUUUCCUUUGGCCAUUUUGUUUUCCUCAGUCAGGACAGGCAUGAUACCUUCAGUGUCUUCAAGAAAGUUAGCCUAAGACUCAGGGAAGGAUGAGUGAAUUUGAAUGGUGUUAAAGGCACAUUUUUUAUCCUUACGAAAGACAGGACUGCUAAUAUUAAUUGACCACUCUGGUCACUUCUUGAAACUUGGCCUUAUAUUGCCAUCACUCGCCAUUUUGCAGAUUUUGAGAGUUACCUCGGAUGAGAACGCUUCCAAACUCAUCGACCUGGAAACUCCCUUUACGUGUUUGUGGCUUCUAUGUGGAGAUGGAGAAUUAGAUAACGGUAAAGGAUCUAAAGACGAGUUAGCCAAGGUAAGCUGUGAGGUUUUUGGUGGUAGGAAGUAGGUGCGGCCUAAAGGAUGAUUUAUACGAUUAAAGUCAUUUCACAGACUCUUCUGCCAAAUGGCGUAUUAGAGAUGGAAAUAUGCGUACCGUUUUUCCCCUUAGAUAUGCUUGCGUAAAUGUUUGGGUAAAAAACGCAAAAUACGGAGAAAAUAUUUCCGAGAGAUUUGCCCAUUGUUUGUCUUUAUAGCAAAAAUUGUCGCGCACUAGGAAAGUUAUUAAGGUUACCAAUAGCAGCUCAUAAUUGCUCGGCCAAUUAGUAAAACUAAAUUCAGUUUUUUAAAAAGCGACAAUGAAGGUGAGUUCACAUGUGGGCUUUUAUUACUGCCAACAACCUCUUGUGAACAGAUUUUUUUAAUUGUUUAGUAGUGACUAUCGGUAUAUGUGCAAUAACAAUCAGAACGAAAACUAUCGGUCCUGUAGGUGAUCCGGAGGACAAGCAGUCUUGAACUUUAAGACCAAAAGUUAUGGGGUGAGAUCAACAGGUUUUCCGAACAGCUCUCAAUUCCAAGGCCUCGCCUAUUUUCGCUAAGGCCCCUAUUGGUAUAUAAACCCCAUUUUAACGAGCUCGAUGCAAAGAAACUGAGAAGGCUUUCCCUCACGCAGCAAUAGAAGAUCUGCGAAACACGUGCCGGACUGUUUAGCUGGUAACUGUGCUGUCGGUAUGGUGAGUCACCUGACAUGUGUAUACUACAGAGUGCCUGUUGGCAGCUUAUAAAUCUUACGCAGUCAUCCAACUAGAGCUGGUGGCCUUUGGCACAGAUAUUCACCUCGACUUUCGGACUGAGUCUAGAAAGGUUUGCUCAAAUGAUUUGCGCCCAGUUAAAGCCUUUAUUCCUGGAGAGAUUAAAAAGUUGAAAUUUCGAAUCUGCACGGGAACGCUGGGGGACACUAAUGAGUCCAACUCCUCGCAGCCGCCAUGGAGCGAUAGGAAACGGUAGAGGGGCGCUCACCGAUCGUUUUAAGAGAACGCAUCUGUUCGGUUGUGCUUUAGGGCUCUCUCUCGAGCCCAACUAACAGCCGCACAGUGGCUCAUAGUAUGGGCGAAAUAGUCUUACCGACAUGGACAAGGGAGUCUUCCUCGUAUUUGUCAGUAGUGCUAGUUUGCCGAUAGUAAAUCGGUAAAAACGUGUCUGGACCUUUAAACAGUACCUAUUUUGUUAUUAUUUUGAGUCGUGAGGCACUUACACUUUACGGCACAAUUGGUCCCCUGAAAAAAAUUUUGUCAACUCAAUUGUUCACUUUCUGCGCUGAAGUGCGCCAACAUUUCCGAGUUUCCGCACUUACUGACUUUAUAAUUCAUUCUUCCCCGUUUGUUGUGUAGUUUCUGCCAGACGUGCUGGAGACCGAUCACAUGAAAUGUUGGCUGAAAUUCUGAAAUUAGUUUUCGACUAGGAAGGAUUACUUGGGCGCGAAUGUAAUACCUAUUAUCUGGCGGCAUAAUCUCAUAACAUUUCGGACCCGGCAGUAUGUCAUCUUUUGAAUACACUGCUUAUCAAUCUCCUGUAGAAAUUUUCCUCGGUAAAAAAUGACUAUUUAAGUAGCAUGCAUUUUUCCCAUUGAUUUUCGAUGGUCUUUCAAAUUCAAAUAUGACUUAUAGAAACGACAGACACAAAUACGCUUUCUUUCAGUCAAUUAAUAGUGAAUCACGUCUUCUUUAUAUUUUAUACUCAAGGAAGGAGUAUAAUUAGGAUUUGAAAAAGUUUUUUAAUUGCCGAAUAAUUUGGAGCCUGAUCAUUCAUUGCAUUAGCGCUUAGUGGUUUUUGUCUACAAGGGGCAUGCGUUUCGCGCAAAGAAAAUCACAUAUUUUUCUAAGCCUUUAAAAAGUUAUCAUACAGAGUCCAUGAAAUUUCGCAAUGGAUGCGGACUGUGUUUAACGUUUCCUGAGGAGCUGUGGCAAACUGCCAGGUACUGUGCUAUGUGAAUGGACAUUACGCGGUCUUACAAAAUCACAAUUCGAAACUUCUGAAACCUACUUAUACUCCUUCCUUGAGUAUAAAAUAUAAAGCAGACGUGUUUCUUUAUUAAUUGACCGAGAGAAAGCAUAUUUUUUAUCGUUUCUAUAAGACACAUUUGAAUUUGCAAGACCAUCGGAAAUCAAUGGGAAAAAUGCAUGCUGCUUAAGUAGUCAUUUUUUACCGUGUACGGUUUCUGCAGCAGAUUGAAAAGCAGAGUAUUCAAAAGCUGACAUCCUGCCGAGUGCAAAAUGUUAUAAGAUUAUGCCGCUAGAUAAGAAAUAUUACAACCGCGCCAAAGUAAUCCGUCCUAAUAGAAAACUCAUUUCAGAUUUUUAACCAACAUUCCAUGACAUCGAUCACUCACUUUAUUAUUUUCAUCCCUCAGUUAACUGGAUCUCUUUUACGAUUUACCUCUGAAGAAUUUGCGGGGGAAGAAAUUACACGAAAGUCAUCUUUGUUGCCUGCCUACCAUGGACUUCAGUUGACGGCAAAAAUAUCAUUAAAAUAUCUGUGAAUGUUAAGUGCCAGUUAAGUUGCGUUUUUGUCUAAUUUUUUUCGAAGGACAUUUCCAAAGUUUGUCAGGCUAGUAGUCAGGUUUUUUGCUGUAUUGCAACAAAAUUAGUAAUUUUUAACAUCAUGUAUACACACAUUGGCAAAUAUUCCUCAUCCAUAUUCCUAAGGAGCAUAUAAUGGUACUUUUAGUGUACAACGAAUAAAAGCGUCGUCCUGCUUGCUCGUGUGCCGUUUUGGUUCACCAUGCUUAAUUCUAGGCAAUAUUCUACUAUUGAUAAUUCUCCACAGAGUAGCCUGACUAAUACUGAAAAUAUUAGUCAACAGCUCACACGGCAGUCCUUCAGCUGCCAAUUUUCGCAUGCUCUCAAAAUCGAUAUCUUCAUCGCACGACGUGACAUAUAAAAUUGAUAUCAUUCCAAGGAUACUCAACACAUAUUUGUUCACGCCUGUUAAUUCUCGGUGCGGUAAAACAAACUACUGUCAAACAGGUUUAUUACUGCAUUUCAUGGCAUAAAAAUCCAUAAUUUUGCAAAAAAGGAAGAUACUGUGACUUCGCAUACUUAACUUUACCUGCUUUUCAUGGAUGCAAAAUCCCAUUCUACGAAUUCAGAAGGGAUGUACUUGGCAAUUUUCCUGUUUACGUUAAUGUUUCGUUAGAUCACAACGCGCAAAAAUGAGGGGUUUAGAAGUGUAACAUUAAAUGACACAGGAAAUUAAUGAGUACCAGGUAACGUCCCAUUUUGCAUAAUUCUCGCCAGUUUACCUUCCAUAAAGCAGAUUUGAAAUAAAGUCUUAUUUAAUAAAAGGUCUUCUGUGUCUCGAGUCAAUUCAAUAAACAAAAAUAACCACAACAAUUAUAUGCGAUGCUACCCACUCAAAUGCCGCUCACGAUAAUCCAUGUGUUAGGUUAUUUACUGUACACAUACCCUCUGCUUUCUUGGUAGUUCACUUGUUAAUAUACUUUUAGGGAAAUCGCCCUAUCACCCUCCAAAGAGAAUACAAUGAUCUGAUCUUUUUUCAUAUUCGCCUAUAUAAGUAG